Staurois parvus is the source of this 309-nucleotide messenger RNA. The record is from the annotation of a GenBank genome assembly. Lineage: Eukaryota; Metazoa; Chordata; Amphibia; Anura; Ranidae.
GGGGCUCAGGAUGGCCAGUCUGGCUCCUGCUUUGGUGACUGUGAUGAUGAUGAUGAAGCUGAAUGGAUUACUUUUCAAGUCAAACGUCUUAAGAAACCAAAAUUAGAUGGCUCUAAUAUGGCGGACCUCCCUGAGGGGGCUGAUGAAGAUUCCAUUGAUGUAGGAAGUGCUGACUUACAAGCUGCCCUGGAAAUCAGUGGUCCAAAAAUACCUGCUCCAGGUCCGCAAGGCAGGCGACCUGAUUACCGUAGUCUGGGGUGGCCGAGUCCUGAUGAGUGCCUGAAAUUACGCCGUGUUGAAUUGUCUACA